AUGAACAAGCCAGGUCUUUCGUACGGCCUCAAUUUGACCAAGAAGCCCGGCGUAAAGGCACAGCCCGCAAAGACGAGGCCAGGUGGUAUUUUCGGUGGCGGCGAUGAUUCAGACUCGGAUCACGAUGAGCCUCAGCCCACAGCAUUCGCCAAAUCAGCCGCAAAGUCGAAAGCCCGGCCUGGCGCGCCGCCUUCUGCACCGCCCAAGUCCAAGAAGCCGCAAGUUUCCAUGUAUGGCGAUCUUUCGUCGGCGCUAGAAUCGCGGAGGAACGCAGAGGCAGCCGAAGAGCUUGAUCCAUCGAUAUACGACUACGACGGCGUAUAUGACUCGAUAAAACCAGAGAAAAAGACGACAAAAGAGGAUGCCGAGCGCCGGCCAAAAUACAUGAAGAAUCUCAUAGCUUCGGCAGCCGUCAGAAAGCGCGAUGCACUUAUAGCCGAGGAAAAGAAGAUUGCACGGGAGCGCGAGGCUGAGGGUGAGGAAUUCGCAGACAAGGAGAAAUUUGUGACCGAGGCCUACAAAAUGCAACAAGAAGAGAACCGGAGGCUCGAAGAGGAAGAAAAGAGACGGGAAGAGGAAGAGGCGCGCAAGAAUAAAGGAGGCGGAAUGACGGCAUUCUACAAAGACUUGCUGAACCAGGGCGAUCAACGACAUGCUGAAAUGAUGAAGGCUGCCGAAGAGAGGGCAAAGAACGGACCUCAGGAGGACGAAGAGGCGCCGAAGGAGGAAACGACCGCAAGCGCCACAGACCGAGCAAGAGAGCUCAAUGCAAAAGGUGGCUCAAUAGCCAUCAACGAAGAUGGCGAUGUGGUCGACAAGCGCGAAUUGCUCAAAGGAGGUCUAAAUCUUGGAGCCAAGAAGAAGCCAGAAGUUCGCCAGGCAGAGAAGAGAACAGAGCAAAAAGACGACCGCAGUUCGAGGGGUAACUUUGGUGCAGGCGGUAAGAAUGCCAUGCGCGAGCGUCAAUCACGAAUGAUGGAAGCACAGCUAGAACAAGCGCUCAAGAGGUCCCUUGAAGCAGAAGAGGAAGAACGAGAGCAGGUUGAACGUGCCGCAAAGAGUCGAAAGACCGAAACUGAGAUCUCUAGCGCCAAAGAGAGAUACUUGGCUCGAAAGAAAGCGGCAGAAGAGGCAAAGAAGAAUGGCUUGUAG
Molecule: messenger RNA, 1152 nt
Organism: Pestalotiopsis fici W106-1
Lineage: Eukaryota; Fungi; Ascomycota; Sordariomycetes; Amphisphaeriales; Sporocadaceae
Exons: 1
Coding region: 1-1152 (383 amino acids)
Biological process (GO): regulation of alternative mRNA splicing, via spliceosome
Source: RefSeq, a predicted model, not a curated record